CGUCGUGUGCAAAUAGAAGCCGAAGUCGAAAGUUUCUAGAUCGUUGAUUCAACGGCUUUUUUUAUUAGUUUUAUUGAAAUUAAACAAUAUAAGUGUAAGUUAUUAAUAUCUCAAACGGUCCUUUCCACCUGCAUGUCAGGUCUGCAGGUUUUGUGGAUGAAAAACGAAAAACAAAUACAUGCAGAGCAUCUUAAUUGCCAUAAAAUAAGAUGAAAUAGUAAAUGUUUCAAAAGACUUAGUGUUUACAAUUGGUGUACUACCUUUUUUUUUACUUGUCGAAGAAUCUUACUUCAACUAAUAAGCUAGGAAAUGAAUAGAUUGCAAAAAGCCUUCAAUUAUUCAUGAAAAUUUAUUUGUUUUAUCAUAAGAAGAACAAUCGAUUGUAUAUAGCAGGUAAAUUACUACUGAGAGAUCUAUCAUAACGAUUUCUACAUAGUUUCUUCAUUGAGUGAACGAAUUUCUCAGAAUGGCAAGUCUCUCUUUUUUCUCUACCCUAUCUGGGAUUGCAGAAAAUGCCAAACAAAUUGCUAAAAAUUCCAAUAUAAAUUUUGAAGAUCAUGAACUUUCUCACGUGGAUUUGGUACGAUUACUGGAAUCAAACUCAGAGACAGGAAAAUCCGAAGCUUUGCACUUUAUUAUUGUCCAAAUGAUGCAUGGAGAAGAUGUUUCGGUGUAUUUUCCUGAUGUUGUCAAGUUAGUCGUUUCUGAGAACCCAGAGAUACGAAGACUUGUGCAUAUAUACCUUACACACUAUGCAGAAUUUAAUCCUGAUCUGGCUUUGCUUUGUGUAAAUACAAUCCAAAAAACACUUUAUGAUAAGAAUCCUCUGGUACGUGCCACAGCUAUCCGCGUUAUGAGUAGCAUCCGAGUGCCUGCCAUUAAUGGAAUCGUUCUUUUAGGAAUCCAGCAAUGUAUGAAUGACUCUUCUCCUUUAGUUCGUCAAGGAGCCGCGCUUGCCAUUUUAAAAUGUUACUCUCUUGAUCCUUCCUAUUAUGACCAACUAGUUGAAUGUAUUCGUCUCUUGUUAUUAGACAGCCAUCCUCUCGUUGUUCCAGUUGCGUUAGCGGCGUUUGAAGAGGUAUGCCCUGACAACUUCGCGAUAUUUCAUCCUGCGUUUCGGAGAAUCUGCAUUCUCUUUAGUCAGUUUAGUGACUGGGAUAAAACUGUGACAUUAAAAACCAUGAUUCGUUAUGCUAGGCUAAAUUUACCGAAACCUGAAUCAUCAAGUACAAUUCACAAGGACUUAAAACUUUUAUUGGAAUCUGUUGAUUAUUGCUUUUAUUCGUUGUUACCUAGCACAGUUUUGGCUGGUUGUCGUGCAUAUUAUUAUUUGGCUCCAACGAACGAACUGCAUACAAUUGUCAAACCUUUGCUCCAGCUUCUCUCUGAAAAAUUAACCAUUCGAUUCACUACGCUAUUGUACAUUAGACAUAUUACUUUUUCAAAGCCGGAACUUUUUAAGGGUUAUCUCAAUUCUUUCUUUUUAUUUGGAUCUGAUGAUGAGAAAACUUCUGUUUUGAAACUACAAGUCAUUUCACAUUUAUUGGAUCCAGAGAAUGCGAAUCGUGUCCUUCCUGAACUUUUUCACUACGUAUUUAAACAUCCCAUUUCAAAGGUAGCAUCUACUGCUGUUCGAACUAUAGGUCACUUCGCAAAAAAUGCUCGUUCUAUGACUCCAUUGUGUUUAAAUUCUCUAUUGCGAAUGCUGAAAUCCGAAAACGAUCUGAUUGUUACUGAAGCGGCCUCUUCGCUACGAAUCCUAAUUCACAACGAUCCUCAGGAAACGUAUCUACAGUACUUGGCCUCGAUUUAUGAAAAAUUUCACGUGCCUUUAGCAAAGGCUGUAACCUUAUGGCUAAUUUCCGAACAUCUACAGGAAACGAUUCAUGUCGCUCCCGAUUUACUUCGUAUUGCUGUUAAAACAUUUGCGAAUGAAAACUUGGAAGUAAAAUAUCAGAUUCUGGAUUUAGCAGUCAAGCUUUACGUUGCAACCUUGUCGUCAGAGCAAGAAAAUGAAGAUUCAAAUCCUGCCUUUUUGCUAUACAAAUACGUUUUGUCUAUCAUUCAUUUUGACAUGAGCUAUGAUCUCCGAGAUCGUGCUCGAUACUACAAGUCUCUUACAAGUGCACCUUUAACAGACUUUACUCGUAGAAUUCUUUUGUCAAGCAAGCAAUUGGUUGACUCGACUAAAGAAACUAGUCAAAGCUAUUGUUUGGGAACCACUAGUCUUUGUUUAGAAGAUUAUGUACAGGGUUACGUGCCGAUUCCAGAAUGGGCUGAUGUAUCUAUUCUACCACAGGAUGAUGUCCGUGACACUGAGAUGAACAUUAACACAAUAAGUAGCGCUGGGCCAUUUUCAUUUCAAAAUACAGACAAUGUUAAAUCUCUUUCUUCUGAGACAUUUACAGAAGCAAACCCUUAUUUGACGUCUGCUGUCAAACCAAGAUUCGUUGGUCAGCAAUCCUUAGAAGAAUUCUACAAAAGCGAUGAAAGUAGUGAUUCUGAAGAGUAUGAGGAAGAGGAAUCAACUUCGGAGGAAGUCACAGAAGAAUCUGAAGAGGAAGAGAACGGCGACGAUAAUGAUGGUAGUGAUGAUGAUUAUGAAAAUGAAAGUGAAGAGUCACCAAAGAAAGAAGAAACAGAAACAGAUAAAACUGAGGAGUAUUCUACUACAGGGAAUGCAAACACAGAAAGCAGUAUUCUUUCUACUGAGAGCAUUGUAGAUAAAUCGGUCAUUUCUGCUGAGCAGAAUCUUUGGCGUUCUGAAUAAUCUUAUGUAUACCCAAAAUAUAUAAAGCGGAAGUUUUAUUUGAAAAAUUAUUAAUAGGCAUAGACGUUAAUGAGCUAGAUGGAAAAGAGAUGGGAAGCAUCAUGUUUCUAAACCGUCGGAAAAGAUAGGAUAAACUACCAAGAAGCUUUUCUGCAAGAUGUUAAAAAAUAAUAAUAAGCGGUUGCAAAAUUCAAACAAGAGACAUACCGUACACCAGGUAAUUCAUUUGCUCUAGCUUUU
Messenger RNA from Schizosaccharomyces cryophilus OY26, 3010 nucleotides. Its product is annotated as AP-3 adaptor complex subunit Apl6. The transcript has 2 exons. Gene Ontology annotation, cellular component: membrane coat. The record is from RefSeq and is a predicted model, not a curated record. The coding region runs from base 467 to 2770 and encodes 767 amino acids. Gene Ontology annotation, biological process: vesicle-mediated transport; intracellular protein transport. Lineage: Eukaryota; Fungi; Ascomycota; Schizosaccharomycetes; Schizosaccharomycetales; Schizosaccharomycetaceae.